Messenger RNA from Porites evermanni, 22142 nucleotides. NCBI's taxonomy places the organism in Eukaryota, Metazoa, Cnidaria, Anthozoa, Scleractinia, Poritidae. The record is from the annotation of a GenBank genome assembly.
GUCAUAUCCAGCCAGAACUCACAAAGGUCUUCGAAAAGAUCAAAAGUAGCAGCCUCCUUUAAGACAACUUUUAUAAGCUUGGCAAAGAUGAGCUUAGAAGAAUAUUUUUAAGUCUUUAAAAAAGGUAAGAGCGUGCACGAUUCUAAAACAACAACCGCAUAACAAAACAAAAUUAAAUCAAGGAAAAAAAACAACAACAGGUGAACAAAAAAUAUGGUAUUAAAUAAGAAAUAUGAAUGUGGGAAACAAUAUUAUAUUGUGCUGACAAACAAAAGCUCUUCUAUAGGGAAAUUCGACCGUUUUCUUUUUCCGACUUUUCUUUCUUUUUUUUCAUGAAAGUCAAUCCCGACGAUAAAUGUUAGGUAUUGAUGCUCUUCUUACAAUAGUCUUAGAAUAUAUAUAUUAAGUGCUCUGUCAAAUGGUCAAUGAAGCGAGUCAAACUUGCAAUUUAAAUUUCGGCCUUCUAAUCAUUAUUCUUUUGACUCUUUUAUAGCGGCUUGAGAGUUUGGACUCAAUUCAUCGAGGUUAAACAUGAGCUCGGUGCCAUUUACAAGAUUAAAUGAAGAGGAAUUAUUCGAAAUUGAUCCUGUGCAAGAAGCAAAUACCGAUGAAACACGCUUGCGGGCCGCUGGAGGUUAUUCGAACGAUGGUGAACCAGAUCGACGGAUUGAUUACGUCUUAGUGUACGAAACUUCACAACAUGAUGAAACAAUGGACGAGGAAUCUGCAGCAGAUGCCGCCAGACUAGCGCUUUUGAGAGCUUCUUUUGAAAGAGAGCUGGAAAAGCAAGGUCUUAUUCUACAUCAGCGAACAAAGGCUGAUGAGGUGCGUUUUUGAGAAUUUAUUUAAUGUCAAUUAAAUGGGCAAUCAUGCGUAUUUCUAAUUACAUUUUAGCUUAAGUCUUAAAAGUCUAGAGUAAAUAGGUAUAUUACAUUUUUUUCUUAAAGAAGCAGCGUCUGUAAGUCAAUGUGUACUGCUGAUGAUGGAGAUCAUGUGCAAUAUUUUCAGUAUUCAUGCCCUUUCAGGUUUUACUUUGUGUGCCAAUCACAUGCAUAUUUUUAGAAAUGUUGUUCCAGAUGCAAAUCAGUUAUUCCACAAAUUUAUAAAUAAAUGGAUAAAAAUAAAUAAAUAAAUAAAUAAAUAAAUAAAUAAAUAUGUAGAUAAACAAAAUAGGUUUUCACUGUUUCGUUUAAUUUCUACUAUCCUGCUCAGGAAAAAAAAAACAACAUUUCAACUAUAUUUUAUUUAAAACGUUAUUUCUGUGCUCACAGUUCAGGUAAUGACGGAACCUCUUCUGAUCAGAAGUACCCUGGUUCCAGAGGUCCGUUUUCAAAUACCUAAUAUGAAACAUAAACCGUGCUUACGGUUUGUCCAUGUUCUACCGUCGAUCUCUUCAGAUGUCAGAAGCACCCAACGACGGUUUCCUUCUUUUGGCUAUCCAGAGUACUUUUAGAUGUCUAGAAAUGUAUUCUAAGUAGCGCUAAAAAAUUUAUAUCUGUUCAGUAUUAUUUUCACGAAAAUUUUAGCAGCAAUUUAAAGUUUUACAAAAGGGAGAAUUUCUCCGAUAUCUCCUAGUUUGCAUCGUAGUUUCGAUUCCGAAAAUUUUAGGUUCCUUUCUCUACGAAAAAUAGUUUAACCUGGGUAGUGAAAUGGGAAAAAUUAAACUUCAGAAAAUCGUAGGAUAUUUAUUACUUAAGAUUUGAAAAUUAUACAUGAAUGGAACGGUCAUAUAGAAAUUUUUAGCCCCCCUCAAGCUAUAGAAAAUAUUAGGCAAUUUUUGCUUCUCCGAAAGGAUAUUUCACAGAAAACAGUCGUUGGGUGCCCCUGAGAUGUAUCAUUUUAAAUCCAAAUCUUUUUUUUGUUUUCUCCUCCACAAAGGGACUUUUCAGGAACGAUAAUUAGUAUUUAACCAAUCCCCAACUCUUAAUCACAAUACUUAAUAUAUUCCUAGUUACAAUAUUGGACUUAAAAAAAAAUAAAAUAAAAUAAAAUAAAAAAAUACUAUAUUGGACUUAUUAAUUGGAAAGAAUAUAAUUAUGCUAAAGUUGGUUCGUUAAAAAACUUAAACAGAAAAUUAACGGCUAAAUUUUAGAAAAGGUUCUUAAUUAUCCUAGAGCUUGAAAGGUUCUUCAUCCGGAGGCUUCUAAGAAAGAGGCUGUUUUGCUUUUGGCUAUUCCAAGUUAUAUUCGUUUACUAACAUGCUCACGGGUAUGGUAACAAAUUGGGAGAUGUUCAGGGGCGUGACCGGUCAUGCCUUUGAAGGCCAUAAAAGGUUGGCGAUUAUACCGUUUUGCCUUUUGUUGGAAGGAUGGGAUGAGACAAACAAGGUGUUAUGGGGAAUAGGGAAGUGGUGGAUGUUCACCUCUCCUGCCAGCUCCUCUCAUCUUAAUGUAAAAUUUUGGGGGAGCAGUUGAGGGAGUGGGCCAAACAAAGUGUCAGUAUUAUUUAUGGCAAAACUAAAUUAGUGGGAGACUUGCAAAGGGACGGGCAUGGGAAAUGAGAUGAGGUUAAUGUAGAGGCUGUGAUACGAUAAAAUCCAUGUUUUAAAUGUGGCAUAACUUUGACAUCACUCUGUCUGCCCAUUUAUGUAGGAUGGUGAACUGAUGCGACAUUUUGUGUUAAUUCACGCUCCAUGGGAGGUUCUCUCUGAACGAGCUGAAAGAACGAAGAUGAAAGUUCCUCUUCAGAUUAACGACACCGUCUUUGAAACUUGGCUGGAAUUCUUCUUUGGUUCGAGCAUAGCAGGCAAAGUAACACAGAAAAAUCCUUUAGAAAUACGGGAUGCUUCUGUACAUGCGUGUCCUGACCAUUUCAUGGGGAACUUCCGGAGAGAUCGCCUUUCGGCAUACAUUCAACACCAGGAUUUCAACGAGGAUACAUUUUUCUCAAACAUCGACCGACAGCAUCUAAUUCAGCAGAUCCUAACCACUACCCGAUAUUCGGAGGAACCUAAUGAUGUAGGACUCUCCAAGCUUCUUUAUGACGGUGCCUACGAGAGUUGUUACCCAUUACACGAGGGAAAGCAUGACGUCGCAAGUGAUGAAUCUGAUGUCAAGCUUCGUCACCAGCUGAAGAGAGACUGGGCUACAUUUGGUAGAAUCUUUAAAUACCAGCCUUACGAUGCCAUAAAGGAUUAUUUCGGUCACGAGAUCGGUCUGUACUUCGCCUGGAUGGGAUUCUACACUGCAAUGUUGGUUCCUCUCGCCAUAUUUGCUUUGAUUGUGUUCAUCUAUGGAAUUGCGUCUGCAGGCUCGUAUAUUCCAAUCCAUGAUCUUUGCAGUGAGAAUAACCGCGGCGUCUGGUACAUGUGCCCGCUGUGUGACAAACAGUGUAGCUACUGGAAUUUAGCCCCCGACACCUGUCUGUACGCGAAGGUUACUCACUACUUUGACAAUGACGCGACCGUUGCUUUGGCCUUUUUCGCAUCAAUUUGGGCCACCCUUUUCUUGGAAUUCUGGAAACGCCGUCAAGCGACUCUUGCACACAAAUGGCACACAUCUGAAUUUGAAGAAGAAGAAGAACAACUCCGACCCCAGUACGUGUCAAGUUUAACAGAGGAAGAGCUGAAUCCUUAUAAACCGGACUCAAAAACUGGAAAAAUUAGCCCAAAUAAAAAGAAGGUUAAGCGAUUUCGUCGACUGAGUUUAGUUUUCAGUAUCAUCGCUUUUAUGAUUCUCUUGGUUAUCGUCGCCAUGAUCGGCGUCGUUGUCUACCGAGCAGCCGUUUUUGCAGUCUUGAGUAGUAGCUCCAACAGAAAUCUGGAAAGCGGUGCUCGAAUCCUAACAACGGUUACUGCUGCCUUGAUUAACCUGGUGGUCAUAAAUAUCUUACAGUUUCUUUACAACAAGCUAGCAAUCUGGCUCACUGACUGGGAAAACCCACCCACCCAGACGGAUUACAAAGACAGCUUCACCAGGAAGAUGGCCUUGUUCCAGUUUGUUAAUAAUUAUACAUCCAUCUUCUACAUUGCUUUCUUUAAGUCUGCGCUCAUUGUUGGAACACCUGGAAGGUAUACAAGGGUGCUAGGCAAAUAUCGACUCGACAGCUGUAGUGAGCAGGGAUGCUUUUUAGAACUUGCCAUUCAAAUCGCCACUAUCAUGGUCGGACAGCAAAUUUUCUACAACAUCACUGAAAUUGGAAUACCGUAAGUUUCUGUUCCUGCUUCUGUCAUAAUAUUUUUCUAUGCAUUUAAGCAAAACCAAAAAACCCUAUUCCAGCGCUGUACCGUGGCACUUAAGUUAUAUAUGUAAUUUACUUAUUUUCGACUUAAUUAAUUAUGUGUUCACUUUUUUGGAAAGUCAUUGGCAAGGUACGGUUUCGGCAAAAUGCGUACACCUCUCGAGAGAAUUUGUAUCUGAAAGCAAUUUGUGCUUUUAUGCUAGCACUUUCUAACCUUUGCACGAAUACAACGAGAAACUUCAAGAAACUUCCUAGUUACACGUUUUAUGUGUUCCUCUUCACUUUUUUUUUCGCUGCCGCUCAUUUUCACCUUAGGUGGCCGCUAGCAUUUCCCUUCUCAGAACUAAAAUUUCUUGGAUGCACAGAUUACCAAAUUUUCUUAUCCAUGGUGCUCCGCUAUCCGCGCUUUGCGCGCGAGAGAGCUCCACCAUUAAAUACACUAGUGAGUAUCGAUCCUUACUGGCAGUAUAAUAUAACAGUUUUCUUGCCUCGGUUUCAUUAGGUACAUAAUGUUGCUGAAAAAAAGACGAGCACAAACAAAAGAUACCAUUCGACCACAAUACGAAUUGGACUACGACUUAAGCCCUUUAGAAAGGAAUUUUAUGUUCUGGGAAUACCUCGAAAUCGGUGAGUAAUUAAGUCAGGUUUGAUUCCGUAUCAUAAAUCCUGGGCAAUAUGUGUUUACUUUUGUUGUGGUUGUUUUAGCUUUACAGUACGGCUUUAUAACCAUGUUUGUCGCUGCAUUUCCCCUUGGACCAUUGUUUGCGCUCAUCAACGUCGUGGUGGAGAUCAGAGUGGAUGCCAUCAACUUCUUAUGCCACUUCCGCCGGCCCAACGCCACCCGCGUGGAAGACAUAGGGGCCUGGUACAACGUCUUAGAGACCAUCACCAAGGUUUCAGUACUCGUCAACGCAUUUGUUUUGGCGUUCACCUCCGAGUUCAUCCCAAAACUGACGUACAAGAUGAUUUACUCACAAAAUAAGGGGACGCUUGAGGGAUACGUCAAUAACAGUCUUGCCUUCAUUGAUUUGAAAACCCUUUAUACAUGGGAAAAUGGCACUCAGCCAACAGAUCCUACAAAGAAUCUCAACUACACACGAGAUUACUGCAGGUAAUAUUCGUUUAGUAUGUGUAAUCAAAUGGUGACGAGUGAAAUAUAGAAAUGACUUCACGUACGUUUUGUCCAAAGUUUAAUUAAUGUUACGCUUACAAUCGUGGUUUUUUACUUAUUUGAUUAUCGAGUAUCGAGAACUCCACGCACUGAAAAAUUUAUAGCACAAGCUGUGGUUUGAGUUCACAAGUUUCGGAAAUUUUCAACAAGUUCCAAGUAUACCUGUGAGAGUCCUCGUUGAUGAGCUCUUUUGUAUGUUUAGGUUUUCUAAAACGUCUUUUAACGCCCUGACAACUUAUAACUUCGACGCCACUUGACUGAGACGUCUGAACGUUGCCUGGAAGCAAUUUUAUAAUUUCACAUGUCAAAUUAUAAAUUGACGCUGAAACUUCGAGCCAAAAUUAAGGAGUAAUUUGUCAUCCAAGAUAUUAUUAAUAUAGAACCUUUGGACUGACGUGUCGAAUACCAUGGUGACAUUUACUUUUACUCGUGUUUUGCAUCCUUGUAACUUAUCGACAACAGCAAAACGAGACAGUCAAAUUCCACCAAAGGUUUGUAAAAAAGACACGAUUCAACGCAUUGAAACUUAAUAAUGUUUAGUCUCAAAACAGAAAUUAGAUAAAAAACGUCAUUUUUAACAUUGUUUAAAAAUGCAUCACGUGACCAACACGUGCAGUUUUAUGGAAAAAUUCUAUGGUGCGAAAUUCGUUGUCCUUUUGUAGGUCCAUCCCAGUGGCUAUAAAUUGUCUUCAUGAAAAAUCGAUCAGUCUGAAUGAAACAUGGUCCUUUUAAACAUGAGAAAUUGUAAUUACAAAUUUUAUUCCUUCGGAUCAUUCCAAGCUUAUUUCGUAGACACUUUGUAGUGUCAAUGCUUUGAUACAAAGAAACUGAAGCUACAUUCCAGGUGGAUGUCUUUAACAAUGGUCAUAAAAAGCACAAAUGAUUCAGAAACAUGCUUUUAAACAUAUUCCUAUUUUUUUUUUUUUUUGCUCCUUCAGGUAUAAGGGUUACUUUGAGGACACUUAUCCUUACAAGCGCUCGAGCGAGUACUGGAACAUCCUGGCCGCCAGACUUGCCUUCGUUCUCAUUUUUCAGUUUGUUGUGUAUUCCAUAACUGCCUUCAUUGCAUGGAUAAUUUCCGACAUCCCAGAAGAGCUGAAAUUUAAGAUGAAAAAAGAGAAGGAGCUGGAGAAGGCCAUACUCAGGGAUGAAAAUAAUGCGAAUGUGUGAUUUGAUAAAGUCACAAUACACAAAUAGUCUUUUAGCCCUCCGUGAUACACGGAUUGAGCGUUAUAACCCCCUCCCCGAGGUAUGAUGGGGGUGGGGGGUUACCAAAAUGUGCCGAAAAGAGUGUGUGGAUCUUGAUUGGAUAGAACAUGUUUAUCUGAAAAUCAUUCCUGGUGUCAAUUUUAUUCUUCCUCCCUUAUACGGCGGAGAGUUAUUAGCAGCUACACACAGGUUAUACCUGAUUUCCUACAUAUGACUCGAAGUGACGCAACAUAAAUACACUCAAUGCAUGACUUGUUGAUAAGAAGUACCUUGCAUCCUGAAAAGAAGAAAUGAUCGUGUGCAUUGCUGGUAAGGUGGCUCCGUAAUUAAUACAAGAGGAUUAAGCUGUGACAAAUUUUCCGUCAUAACUUUUUCGAUUUUAACGCGAUGGCUGCGAAACUUUGCAAAAAACAACACAUAUCAUUCGGCAAUAAUGCGAAAUAUUCCGAUUUCAUUGAUGUUAAAUAUUCCUUAAGAAAUUAGCGCUUAAAAGGACCCUACUGUUCAAAGAAUAUCGCGUCUAGUAAAAAAUUUUGCUGAUAUUUUUUACUGAAAUUUCUGGUAUCGGCUUUAAUUGAUACUGUUUUCAUAAUUAGCAAACACUGAAUUUACUUGUCCCAAAAAUUGAAACUGGUGUCUCCUUCUUCCUGAUAGUUAUUUAUUUUUGAAAUUCCAAAACAAUUUCACAGCUGAAUUUUGAUUGACUUUUAGUUACGGACUUCUGCUCCAACGAUUUUUCUGAAAUUCCUCUGGCAUAUUUAUUAAAUCAAGUAAAGCCGAUACCAGAAAUUUCAGUAAAAAAUAUCAGCAAAUUUUUUUACUAGACGCGAUUUUCUUUGAACAGUAGGGUCCUUUUAAGCGCUAAUUUCUCAAGAAAUAUUUACGAUCAAUGAAAUCGGAAUAUUUCGUAUUAUUGCGGAAUGUUAUCUGUUGUUCUUUGCAAAGUUUCGCAGCCAUCGCGUUAAAAACCAAAAAGUUAUGACGGAAAAUUUGUCACAGCUAAAUGCUCUUAUGUUAAUUACGGAGCCACCUUAAGAAGCGUAAUUGAGGCGUAUGGUUGUAUACUCUUCGUCUAUAGUCCAUUGUCUAUCGUCCAGAAUCUAUCGUCUGGGUUUCGGCACAUGCCUCUUUUUGUAUUAAUUAUAAAAAUGUUUUUCAUAGAGUUCGAAGAACAUGUCCCUCUGACGUCACUCUUGGUCCUUUAAAACUUCCUUGAUAGAGUCGGACAUUACGAGCAAUUUCGAGCCGCGGCCAUGGACAAUGGGCUAUCGUCCUUGGCUGGGUUUUGAAAACUUUUGCAUUAGACUCUACACACUCUUCAGUUAUACUUCUGAAGAAAUUUAUUCAGCUGAAAUUGUAUUAAACCGUCAACUAUACUUCCUAGCUAAUGGGCUUCUAUGGCUUCUUGAAGAACUAUAAUUUUUAAUUUACCCUCUAGGUAAAUCGUCGUAUUCUAGCGCGUGUUCAUUUGUACUUAGAAAAUAGUUAGACUUUGAACGGUAAAUAAAACUUAUUUAUCCCAUUGUCGCAUCUACACAGUAUCCAUAAGUGAGACUGAAUUAGGCCAUUUGCACUUACGAAAAAAAAUAUGGCAGGAGAGACGGCACCUCGAGUCAAUUCACCGUACUGUUGCUUUAUAAAGACCCCCUAGAUUAUUGAAAGAAUCGCCUCUUUCGGAUGUUAUCAUAAAGCUUAUAAUUUAAUUGGUCUAUAUACACAAGUUGAUUAUUGGGAGGAGAAACAAUGAGGUCAUUUACUUUUAGGCAUUUCUAGUCAUUUUAACACAUAUGAACCAUCUGCAUAAUAUAUUAUCCAAGCGUUUAUAUCUUUUAAAAGAGACCGCGGGUCCUUACAGGUACUAGCACAGCUAACAAAGGGUGGGUGACAGGAUUAAAUGGGCCAUCGCAAACGGCUUUACUUAGAUAUAUCCAAGAUACUAUCCGAUGGCAGUGAAAUGAAGGGCAUUUAUUCAAAUUGCGGUACGUUUUUCCAUUGUUGUAGUAGUAUAGCUUAUUUCUUCUUUACAGCUUAAAGGCUUUAGAGGACUAAAUGGGGAAGCCAGGAUGGCGAUAGGCUUUGUUGACAAUGGGAUCCGGUUUUUUAACAUUGGAUAGCGCUACGUGAUAAAGCACUAUCUGACGGAUGAGUGUUAGGGAAACCAACUGCAGUAUCCAUUCAAUAGAGAUUUAUCCAGUGGGUGACGUUAUCCACCUUUUGAACAACUGGGACCAGGCUGCAUUAAUUCCCAGUAUGACCAUUUCAUUGUUCAUUAGUCUUGCUUGCUUUAGCGGCGAGACUCAGAAAAUGCAAGCGUUUCGGCUUUCUGCCCCAAUAGUGAUCAUGGUCCCAGGCGUGGAGACCGAGGAAACUGGGGUAAGUAUCUCGGCGUGACUAGAGCCAUGCAGGGAAGAUUACUGUAAAUUAAAGAUGUAGAGCUUUUCCGGAACGGGUUGGUCCACGAAUUCUAUCGCUUGAAAGCGUUGAUUACAUUAAAACAAGUGAAUACUUCGGUGGCUGAAAAAAAAAAAAGAAGACCAAGAAGAAGAAGGUAUGCAAUGCAGUGAGAAUAUUAUACUAUUGUUAGUACCAAAGGCAGUCAAUGGUUACUAUGCAACCUGGCUAGCUAACAUUUUUUUUUGUCCUUCCUCACAUAUACUCCUUAUCAGGGCUUGCACGCCCGGACACAGGCUCCUUAGGAAUUAAUUGCCUCCUCAUUUCGGAUCUUAUCUCCAAGCAAGGUCGAGUCGCCGUUUUUAGAGUAUUGUUUCUUUUCUGAUUUCCACUCAAGCGAAACUUUUAAAAGCGAUUUCGUUAACUUGUAAAAACAUUUAAGGAAACAAUACUGUGUGAAAUAUCUGACAAAAUUUUUGUUUUAUGGUUGGAUCAAAACGGCAACUUCUAUCGAAUGCUAUCCGCUAAUUCAGGCGCACAGUAUUCGAACCUUUAGUAAAGAAUUGAAGUAGCUAAAAAAAUCGAAACUUACAAAUUAAAUUAUUUGUGAUAACGUUUUUUUCGUGUUAAAGAAGUCGAUAUUUAAUUGUUUAUUGGAUUGUUAAAAGGAUCUUAAGCUUCGGUCAUUACAAUGUAUAUGACCUAUAUACCAAUGUAUGUAUGUAUGUAUGUACAAAUCCCUGAAUGAAGUAUACCUCAACGCCCCUGUCAGCCUGUAACCGCCCGUGCGGAUCCACAUCCCUUCUACCGCUUGUGACGUAACCACUUGUAAUGGUCAAGGCCAACUUUGUCCGCCGCUAACUUGUACAGAGUGAAGAUAUCUUUCAAACCAUGCCAGAAUGAGCUCAAUCCAGUCAAGGACAGGAGAAAAACGCAAAAAAAAAAAAAACAUGUAACAUUGACCUGAAAAUUUCCAUGAAAAUCUUGUUCCACGACCCGUCUUCUUCUCCUUUCGUAUAAUUCUAAGAUCCUAAAAGUUCUCCUGAAAACUUUUCCCUCCAAAAAGAAGCCCACUAAAUCCUCAGAAAAAUAAAAACAAUGAGGCAAAAAAAGGGGAAAAAGAGGGGAGGAGAGAAAGCGAAAAGUAAAAGUCAAGACUGCUUGGUCACUUGGGAACCCAAUUUUGCUUUCUGCGCAUGCCCGAACUUCCCAAGCUAAUAUCUUGCAUCUGGGUCAGAAGGCUGCGAAGUGUACGACCUGUAAAUGGCUUUAUGGUACGUUUUACUUCUUUACUGCACGACAUGGUGACCAUGGAACCGCUCGACUAGCUUCAAAACGCGUUUCGGCAAAAUUUCCAGGGGUGAAUGGAUAAAAAGCCGCAGGUUUUGAAAACUUAUAAGAACGAUUGAAUAGUGUAGAGAGGUUUCUAGUCACUGUGCUGUAUUAUAUCCUAGCUAAUUUUAUUUUUGAAAUGACCGUAUUUCCUUCAUUGAGCCCUUUUCAGGGGCUUUUCUGUGUUUCAGUGCUUUCGCAGUAGGGGCUUAUUCACUGGGAAUUAAUGACCAGCUGCGCCUGUUUAAUGUUGUAGCCCAUUAUUAGAUUUCAGUAGCCUCCCAAAAUUAUUCUUACUGAACCGGGACAGAAACGUUUUUUGGAAUGGAUGGAAUCGAAAGCUUGUGUAUUUAAGGCUGUCUUCACACUAUACCGGAAAGCAGUUUCGUGCUGACGUGGACAGCUAUCCUGUAUAAGUGCGUUUGGUGAACUAAAUCCCAAUCCACACUAUUGAAUAUUUACUUCUGUCUCAGUGGAUUUCAGCCUUUUAUCCUACUUAUUACUUCUGCCAUUGUCCGAAUACCGUUCACACUGCACUAAAGUGUGGCCCAGAAACAAACAGAUAUGUGACGCUUCACUUUCGACAUCAGCGCAGCGCAGCUUCGCCCCGUCAGUUGGAGAUAUCGCGCCGAAAUCACCAUUCUUAUGUACAUAGCUAGUGUGAGCAGGGGCCCUAUGCGGCAUGAAAAACUGUCCGGUGAAGUGUAAACCUUUCCCUAAAAUUAGAAACCUCUUUUAUGCAUGUUCAAAUUGGGAAAGACUGGACCGGUAUGAUCUCCUUUUUCUCUAAAACCGCUCAAAUUAUAUUCCGAAGAAGUUUUGGAUUCCUUUAAAAGGUCAUUACAUCAAUGCAGGUAACUGCCAACUGUUGCGAAGACAACAAACGAUAUCUCGUCGGUUAAAUAAACUCACGGUUUUAAUUUUACGGCUCCUAAAACUUACAUGUUCUGAUAACAACUCAUGACAACAACAAAAACCCGACCGCGUGUGAAUUACAAAAUCAGAGUAACUGUCAAUCAAAAAAAUGAAAUCUGAUCACUAAAAACUCACGCGUGCGAUUGCGUGACGCGAGACUCGAAAUGUCUUUUGUCCAUUUCCCCCUCCCCACACUGGGAGGUAAGGAUCAGUGUGAUUGUUCGAUAAAAGAUUGAAACAGAAAACUAUAACAACGAGAAAUGUUCAGUGUUCUAACUUUCGUGCAAGGGCACCAGUUUAUGAAUUGGUCUAACGAUGGUGCUUGCGCCACAUUGGAUCUUAGCGACUCUGAUGUGGCCAUCCCUUCCUGUAUAAGUUUCGAUGAUGCGUCCUAGAGGCCAUCGUCCUCUUNUUAUGCAUGUUCAAAUUGGGAAAGACUGGACCGGUAUGAUCUCCUUUUUCUCUAAAACCGCUCAAAUUAUAUUCCGAAGAAGUUUUGGAUUCCUUUAAAAGGUCAUUACAUCAAUGCAGGUAACUGCCAACAGACAAAUGAUUGGUCUAUGGUCUAUGGUAACAUGAUCAUUCCUUUAAAAAUGUUUUGUUUCAUAUGAACAGUUUUAUCUAGGUUUCUGCGGCACAGGAUAUACGAGGGCAACAAAUCAGGUAAAAAGGCAGCUCGGUUUGGAAGUUUAGUGAUAAAAUGAAAAACAUUGUUGUUAUAUGAAUUAACAUUUUAAAUACGCUCUAAAAUCUUCGAUUGCUAAUAGAAUUUUUGUGCAGCGCCUUUAAGGGAUAAUUAAGGCACUUUGCCGAGUUGCAAAAGAAUAGUCAGUACUUCGAGAUCAAGCUUUAAUCUACGACGCUCUUUUUAGAAAAGAAAGAAAGAAAUUAAUCUACGAUAUACUUUAAGAAAGAUAGUUUUCGAAGCGUAAUUCGUACCACGAUUCCACGAUCGAGGAACGGACUGCGAAACACUCUGGGGUAUGAUUGUGAUGUUCAAGAUGGUGUAGAUUAGGAACCGAAUACUUCUUUUAUCGAUUUCUCGCGCUUAGGAACAUGCUCAGAACGCAGAACACCCAACGACUCGAUAAAAGGAGUGCCUCCAUCGUCGACGUAAAACAAAAAAGUACGCGAGCUAAACGUUAACAAUGUUCAGUUAACAAGGAGAACGAGAAAUUAAUUUACAAGUUUUCCAAACCUCUUUGUUUGGAAUAGCUGAACCAAUAAUAUUUUAAAAGAAAACAAAAAACAAAGAAAUGAAAGACGGAUUUUUUUGUGAUCAGACCUAACUAUCUUAUUUAGCCGAGGGCUAUAAGACCGUCAAAUAGUAUAAUAAUAAUAAGCUCGUUUUUCGCCUAUUUGACAGAAGGGAAUCAUCUUGGCCUACUGAAUAGUGCGUCUGUUUUUUUUGUAUCCACAUUACACCAGUAAUGGCGUGGUUUAAUGAAAAACUCGCUCUGUUUCGAUGGAGAACUUUAGGCUUUGUAAAAAUUUAUGCCAAUCAAUGUCAAUACGGAUAUUUGGUUUUCAGAAAUAUUCGAGGCCUUAUGAUCUAAUCCAUUCUAGCAGCGAAAUGUAAAGCCUAAAGAGAAAUAUUGGCUUGUAAUUUCUGGUUUUAUUAAUACUAAAGGAUUUGCCCAAAGUUUAAGGCACUGAAUAAUAUAUUACUUGGGAUGACCUUUUGGGAAUCAAAUGGUGGCUUGAACAGCAUGAAUAUCUACAAACUUUUACACACAAAGAAAUUGUUUAAAAUAUUCAUAUGGAUUGAUGAGUAUAGUAUUAGUUAUUUUUGGCAUUAAUAACGUAAGGUAUUUCGCCGAAUAACACGUAAAUCCGUAUAAAAAGCAAGCUGUAGCUGUGUUAAAAAGGACAGUGACGUUAAAAACAAUUAAGCGUGACUUAAUAUUAAGAUAAACAUAAGUGUCGCUGCUCUCAUUAAUAUUUAAAAAAAUUCAAAGACUGAUAUUGCUAAAUCUGAAAGUUGGCAUGUGUCGCUCCCUGAACUGGGACUACUACAUUCUCGCCACUUUUUAUCAUCACGCACGGUUUCUUACUCAUGUGUGAAAAAGCCUGAAAAUGUUGAAAUUUACCAGGUAAGUGAAAGAACACAUCACUCUGAACUAAUUCUGUCGCGCAAAAGUUGAUAUCACUGAUUCAGUAAAUGAUCUAAUUUCAGUUGAUAGAAAAGUGUAGAAUAAUCUCGAGUAUCAUUUAUAAAUACUUUUUAUUUUUCAUCUUCUCGCCAAUGCUUUAAAGACGAAAGGAACCUGACGGUGUCAUGGACAGAGGAACCUACACUAAAUUGUCUCAAAAUGAUGUACCAGUCGAGCUUGAGGCGAAGAAUGCGCCAUUGACGGAACCUUCGGUAGAUCAGGAGGCGUACCCGAGAGAUGAAGGCCUGCUUAUCGACUACGUCUUGGUGUACGAAACAUGUAAAGAAGAGGAAGAAAAAGAUCAAGAAACCAAGAAAGAGGCGGAGACAUUGGCAAAGUUAAGAAGAUCUUAUGAGAAGCGACUUCAAAAGAAAGGUCUUAUUCUACAGCACAAAACUAUUACUGCAGAUAAGGUAUUCUUAAUGAUUAAAUCAAUGUUUGGCUUUUAAUUAUUUAAUAUCAUGUGUUACUGUCAGUGAGCGUUGGUGAGUAGAGCCUCUUGUGGAUCAAGACGAUGGUUGUCUGUCAGGAGGUGAUAUAUAUAUUUUCUGAAGUGGGGACUAAAAAACAUGGCGUUUGAAUAGAAAAAGUUUCUUACAGGGGUAUUUUGACUGCGUAGUAAAACAAGCUCACUCGUUCCUAAAGGAUCAGAGCCUGAAUAAUCACAGAUAAACGCCAUUUGGCCAAUAAAUGAUGAGUCCAGUCUUAAAAGCCUAUGUGCUUUUUUUCUUUCAAUUUUAAACCGUGUAUUCAGCACGAAAUAAGACAAUGCUCACAUUUUGUACGUUUUGAUCAGUAAGUGUACUCGUUACUCUGCUCAUUAAAAACUUGCUUCUGACCAGUUAAAGUUUAGUAGUCAAAAAUGGGAAUGUUGUUUCAAAAUUGCUGCUCAAGUAGUUAUAUGGUCUGUUGGAAAUUUCAGGAAAUAAAAAUUUAUCACUAAGGACAUGAAAGUUUAUAAAUAACGUAUUCAGUUUCUAUUUUAGUUGUCCUUUCUCUAGUGCAAUAUAUUACAGCAUAUCGGACAAGUGCUGCUUAGAGCUUUACUCAGUUAAAAACUGAAAGUUUUCUGUUUUACUAGAACUUCAUAAAAAAGGUUAUUGAGGCAUACAUUACAUAAAAAAUAGCAAGAGCCACUUCCACUUCUAACCCUUUUUAAAGAAAUAUCUAAACCAUCAUUAUGCCGAUGUCUCAGUUUCCACGAUGUAAGAAUGUGUAGGAAGACAUUUGUCCUUGUAUAGAAAAAAUGCCGUCAUAAGGGCUGCAGGAUAAUACAAGUAAUAACUUUAGCAAGUAUAUUAAAUAAGGGCCAUUCAUGCAUCAUAACAUACCAAUAUAAGAGCAUUGAUGAAAGAAAAACAAGCGCUAGAGUUUUCCGGAUUCCUGCAUGCAAAUACUUUCACGGCCUCAUGAUAAUAUGGUCUAAUAUGAUCACUUGACCUUACGCCUUCAUGAAAUUUCGUAGUAAAUUCUAAGGAACGAAAAUAUUCUAUACUUUUGAUUAACCUCUAUCUAAAGAGUGUAAGACUGAUUAAAAAUACUUUAAAAACAUCCUCCUUAAUGGCCCUCAAAAAAGAAAUUAUUUACUGCAAAAGUUUUCUCAGUAGUGGCAUUCUAAACAAUUUACAAGUCUUUGUAAAAUAAUAAUAAUAAUAAUAAUAAUAAUAAUAAUAAUGAUAAUAAUAAUUUCUAUAAUGAAAGAUCAUUAAAAAUGAAAAACGUUAAUUAUAGUAAUUAUUAUUAUCAUUAUUAUUAUUAUUAUUAUUAUUAUUAUUAUUAUUAUUAUUUUACAAAAAAAAAAUAAAAAAAAUCAAUGAGGGUAAAUUAGCAUAAAAGAGAAAUUCUAUUAUUAAUGCCAAGAUUACCACGAAAAUUUUCAACAUCAAAAUAACUUUCUACUUGAAAACUGUCGACUAUGAUUCCAUAAAAACAUCGAAUCAAAGGCAGUAUCACUAAGUUUUCACUCCGAAACAUUUUUAAGAAACAACAACAAGGCCAGUUGAACAUAUGAAAACGUUUAUUCAAAUUAAUUAGACGCUCUCAGGAUGUUUACUCGGGCUAAGAUAUUUUUAAAUACUUAAAAGCGUUUAGGGAUCUGCAAGAAAAAAUAAAAGAAUUAAAUCAAAAUGAUUACGGAAUAAGCAGGUUUCAUGGUAGUCUUACAAUCACGAUAAGAAAAAUUAAAUAGUGUAAUUCCCCUAUUUUGUAAUUUAGCGAAGAUGGUGGUAUAUAAAAAUAAUUUGCUAAAAAUAUUCUUAGUUGGACAGCGUAUUGCCACUGGUUCAUUCGACUAUUUUUGGACUACGGAUUACUCCUGUAACACCUUUAGAAUCAAGGUCCUGUUUAAAUAGUCUGUUUUUCGUUACUAACUAAUAAAUGUUCGGCCAAAAAGCUCAUUUUUUCUCGUUUCAAACCUGCAUUUGACAAUUAACUGAAUUCUAACUUUGAUUGUUUUUCGUCGGUAGGACCCUGUUGUUGAACGCCACUUUGUGUUAAUUCACGCGACAUGGGAAGUCUUAUCUAGGCGGGCAGAAGAAAUGAGCUUGAAAAUGCCUCUUCAGAAAAAUGAUGUCCAAAUUACUUCCUUUCUGGAGUCCAUGUGUGGAUCAGAGCAGAUAGAAACGCUCAAGCGCUUGGAUCCACUACGUAUACAUGAUACAACAGUCAGAGAAAAGGGCGAUUAUUUUGUGGGCCGUUUCCAACAAGAAAAGUUAGAGAAGUUCUUAAACCACGAGGAUAAGGAGAUUUUUUUCAGUACCAUAGAUCGAAUGUACAUGGUCCAGCAGAUCCUGAAAAAUACCCGCUUCUCCAAAGAGCCUCAGUGCGUAGGUCUCAAUAGGCUGGUCUUAGAUGGUGCAUACACCUCGCAUUAUCCUUUGGUGCUUCCUUGCCGCUUUGAACUCCUUCCUCUUAAGGGACACUUACUGGCGGUUGCGAACUUUUCACUGACCCGUUCUAAUGGUAGAUGUUUCAAGUACCAACCAUACGAGGCCAUCAAAGAUUACUUCGGUCAUGAAAUUGGUCUGUACUUUGCCUGGCUUGGUUUCUACACGGCUAUGCUGGUCCCACUCGCAAUUGUCGCUUUGAUUGUUGUCUUGUACGGCAUCAUAUCUUCAAGCUCAUACACUCCUCUCCGUGAUCUGUGUGAUGAAAAGAAUGAAGGAGUCUGGUACAUGUGCCCUCUUUGUGAUAGACAGUGUAGUUACUGGAGCCUGGCUACUACUACUUGUCUCUAUGCCUACAUUACCCAUAUCUUUGACAACGAUGGCACAGUUAUUCUCGCCUUUGUUGCGUCUAUUUGGGCCACCCUCUUUCUUGAGUUCUGGAAGCGUCGACAAGCAACUUUAGCGCAAGAAUGGGACACGGAAGGUUUCGAAACUGAGUUCGAGCCACUUCGACCUGAGUAUGCUAGGUCCCUCACUAAAGAAGAACUCGACCCAUUCAAACCCGAUCCAGACACUGGAAUGAUUGUGUUUAGAGAUGAUAAAAGGAAGCGCACUCGUCGUUUCGCAGUAGUCGCUAGCUUGAUUGCAUUUAUGAUUUGUCUUGUGCUUGCUGCCGUCAUCGGCGUAGUGGUGUUUCGUGCUGCUGUUUUCGCUACCCUUAGUAGGAAUUCAGAGCGAACUGUUCAGAAGAGGGCUCGAAUACUGACAACGGGCAUGGCGGCUUCCAUUAAUCUAGUGGCCAUCACCGUGUUGAAGUACGCCUACAACAAACUUGCUGUCUGGCUGACCAACUGGGAAAAUCCCGCAACUCGUACCAUCUAUGAGGACAAAUUUACGAUGAAAAUGGCUCUUUUCCAGUUCGUAAACACCUUCUCCUCUAUUAUUUACAUCGCAUUCUUCAAGUCUGAGAUAAUAGUUGGCACGCCGGGAAGAUACCGGAGAAUUUUGGGGAAGUACCGAAUGGAUGGCUGUAGCGAACAAGGCUGCUUCUUAGAACUCGGAAUUCAGAUCGCGAUUAUUAUGGUGGGGCAACAGAUAAUCGGAAACAUUAUAGAAAUUGGCAUUCCGUAAGUCUUUCCCUUAAAGUGCAUAUAUAGCUGAUUCAAUGAAAGUUGUUUUGGGCAUUGGGAAUUGCGCACUGGGGAAGCUGUUGUUUGGCGGUCAGUCAUUCAAACAAAUCAUGGCAUUUGGUUCGAUUCCGUAUGCCCAAAUGACCAAUAGUAAAAGCAACCUUUAUUGAAUUAGGUAUAUACGGGUCAACUAAAGUUAGAUGCUGCCCACAUAUCAUGAGAGCUUUGUUAAAUCAAUCAUUUUAUUUAUCAUCGUGUUCAUUGGAACCAUCUCAGUAGACACGUGAUGCAUAUUUUCUUAUCUUCUAAUUCUAACCUCAUACAUGAACUGUGGAAAUAGUUUUGUGAUUUUUCUCAUUAGUUGGAUAUCGAUUUUAACAUUGGACUGGUUUUCGCGUUUUAAUCUGAUUGCAAACCUUGUAGCCAGUUUAUAUUUACCUGUCUACCACAUAGAGCUCGGACCCACUGAAGUGCACCUAUCAUUGAUGUUGGUCCCAUGCAAAAAAAAAAUUGUGAUCAUAAUCAUGUCUGCUCAUCAUAGACAUAAGCAUUAUCAAUAUCUUUUCAUUAUUAUUCAUUCAAAAUUUGUCGCCAUUUCUGAUUGGCUCCAGUCUCCCGGCUAAUUCUUCACAAACAGUUGAUAAGAUAGAGUCUACAGCAAUAUUUACCGCAAAGAGGUCAACCUUAUUUGAAAGAUCCGGGGGAGCAAUAUACCACAGAUUCGAUGGUAUACUGAUUGGUAUAGUUUCCAUCACCUUCUAACACAGAUAUAUCAUCUAUUAUUUUAAUAUUAAUAUACAGAUCGUUCAUGCUCUGGCUCAAACGAAGGAAAGUAAAAGAGUUCACUGAUCAGCCGCAAUAUAUCAAGGACCACGAACUAAGCAGCUUAGAGGAUCAUUACUUAUUCUGGGACUACCUUGAAAUAGGUAAAAUAAAAUGUUGCAUCUUUAGACGCAAUAAGGAGACAAACCUCAGUUACCCUCAUUACCCAGCUUCUUUGUUGAACUACUCGUUUGUUUACUACUUUUUUAGUUACUACUCGUCAAACCAGCCGCUUCCGCAUGAUUACAUUUACUUUUACGUUCCUUAGCUACAACACUUACCAAAACAACCUGGCAGUAAAAAAAUUCCCGAGCUACACCAUUCAGGAGUGUGCCGUCACCUUGGUUUACAGAUAAAGUUUAAGGCAAACUUAAUUUCCGACUGAAUAUAUAUAUAUUUUUUUCAGUUCUUCAGUACGCCUUUGUCACCAUGUUUGUUUCCGCAUUCCCACUCGCCCCAUUCUUUGCUCUCAUUAACGCAGUCUUGGAAAUUCGCGUGGAUGCCAUCAACUUUGUGUCGUAUCAUAGAAGGCCCCAGGUAGUGCGUGCUGAAGAUAUCGGAGCAUGGUACAGUGUACUGGAAGCAGUGACCAAGGUUGCAGUACUCAUGAAUGCGUUCGUGUUAGCAUUUACUUCUGAUUUCAUACCCAAGCUAAUAUACAGGUUGCAAUAUGCUCCAGACCGCAAUUCACCUGGCGGGGGAACUCUGAAAGGAUACAUCAACAACAGUCUGGCUUCCAUUGAUCUUAAGACGCUAUACAAGUGGGAGCCUGGGACCCAGCCUCUAAACCCUACUGCAAACGUUAAUUACACCAGAGACUACUGCAGGUAAACUGCUUGUGUUAAAAGCCUCUGGUCUAAUACUUAUAAAUAUAGGAAGUGAAUGAAUUUUAGAAACACUGUCCACCCAAUACAGGUUUUACCAUUUUUACGUCUACCACAUUUUUCAAUUUGAAAAUGGUACGGCCAUUUGGUGUCGACUCCGGGGGACUCCUGGGCAUGUUGCAUCUCUUGUUCAACAUUAGCCUAUCUUGUUCAAUAUAUGCUCAGAAAACUUAGGGAUUUUCUUUAUAUAUAUAUAUAUAUAAAUUAAAUAUUUACUCUUAUUCUUUUGUUGAUAAUUCCCUCCCAAAAAAUAGACUGGUACACAGUCCCUUACGAUAUGAAUGCCGGAAAUGGGUGGAAGGAUGGAGUGUUCUCGAUGAUGCAACACCCUUGCUAGCCCCCUGGCCCUUCCUUACUCUUUGCACCCAUUUUCAAUGGCUGACAAACGAAAACCAACUGGUCAUUUUUUCAAAAAUUGAUGUGUUUACCACAACUAUUAACACAACCCGAAACUGCAUGAAAAUGUCUCUUUUCACUAAAAAAUUCAUGACGUCGCUCCUCUAACGUUUCCCUACCGAUUUACUACAAUUUCCAGUUACGUCAGUUACCAUGACAGUACCUAUCCAUACAACUACUCCAAGGAAUACUGGAAUCUAGUUGCCGCCAGACUCGCCUUCGUGAUCGUAUUUGUAUUUAUUGUGUACUCGAUCACCAGUAUGAUAGCAUGGAUUAUCCCGGAUGUCCCAGAGUAUCUGAAGUUCAAAAGCGAAAGAGAAAAACAAGUGGUUCGAGAGAAACUUGGAAAGGCAAGUGAUGAUGAAGAGGAAAGUGAAGAGGAAGAUGAUCUGUCUGUAAAGGCAACGCUUGCUUCAGACAUUUAAAUCGUCUGCAUCAAGAGCUAUAAGGGGACUUGUUUCACAAUCGAUGCAGUACUUGCAUGUCUGAGGUGCAUGCCAUGUUAAAAGUGGUUUCAGGGCAGAUUAUUCGUAUCAGUCAUUCAUAUCUCAUUAAUAUUUCAUGAAACUGUUUGAUUUUUUUGGUUUGUCCAGAACAGGGCGGGGGGAGGGGGGGGGGGGNAAACGAUGUUCUCACAACUUGCAAAGCGGUCACCCUGCGUGGUGGUCAGUGGAUAAUUGCACUAUUUUUCCCACAGUAAAUAUUUUUAGACUUUUUAGAAGCAACAAGCGAACUGGCAGAGGAAAUCAGAAAUGCUUAAAAAACUGAAAAAAUUAUAUGCAUGCAUCUUUGUUUUUCUUGCAUAUCGUAUUUGUCUUUCGGUUCUGAAAUUGCGCGGGAAACUAAAACGCAACCGUGUUAGAUCUUAACCAACAACAACGCGGACGAUCGACUUAUUUAUAGGUUACAUCGUUUUUGCCGGGCAAGGAUAACUUGAUGCUGAUAAAAAUUACUGGAGCAAGUGUCACUUUUAUCGGAAGCAAGUAUAUUCAAGAGAGCUUUAUAACUAUGAGCUUACAGCUCUACAUAUCAUAACUGAAUAAAAAUUAACACUUCAUAACAUUUCACUUCGUUUAUUUCGAUCAGUCAACAUCUUGAAGCCAAAAUUAAAAUUCAAACGAUUCUAAUAAACAAAUCACAACUACUACUGACAGCUCUGUACCUUGAAGCGGCUUUAACUUUCCUAAUGUUUGCGGUAAACGCUAGUUUUCAUAUCUCAAACCGCCCUUGGAUACCUUGUGAUGCCUACACAAAGUAAUUGCAUAUAUGUAUACAUAUAUGAGUGAGCCCUGACUAUACACUAUGUCUGAAAAGCGACAUAAAAUCAAUAAAUUUGCGAAUUACAAAUAUAAUAGUGAGAAACAGUCCUGCCUUCGACCGCCAUGUUUUUGUUUCUUCUCAAGACCGUUGAUCUAUGGUUUUUCACGCAAUGCGCAUGAUCAGUACACAAAUCCGCUGGCAAGACCCUUGCUGAUCGUUUUGCAAGUUGUGAGAACAUCGUUUGGAUUUCAUUUAAGAGAAUGUAUGGGAAGUAGCUUUCCCCCCUCUGGUCCAGAAAGAACCAAUGGGUUUUGAUAGUAAGAUAACAGGUAUUAAAAUAUAAAAGCAAGGAUGUUCCAAGAGUAAUUAUCUUAGGAGAUAAUUUAAAACAUGUCAUGGUCAAUAAAAAAUGGUGGUUACCUUUUUGGUUUGGGUACCGUUAGCACUUGCUUGCACUUAACAGGAAAAAAAACGCAUUUUUUUAUCAGUUAAUCUUUUUCGGACUGGUUUUUGGGUUAAUUAGCAUUGCAAUGGCUGUACGGAGUGUAUUAAGAAUAGGGUGACUGUUUCUCUCACACAGUGAAUUCACCUGAAACAGGCGGCGUUUUCUGUUGUGCUUUUCGCAAGAUUGCAUAACAGAGGAAUGACUUUCUUUUUCUCAUCGCAUUAUUGUACAAUCGGUCAAGUUCAGUGGAAAAUUUAGGCCCAGCGCGUACGUCGAAACUGUAAUCAAACCGCCACUACCUUUAUAUUUUUUUAUAUUCUAUAUCUCAACUAUGGAACGAUCAAGUUAAUGCCUUAACGAUCGUUUCGAUGGACGGAUUCGUUGUCCUGGAAAAAUUAAAACAUGAUAAAUAAUGAAAGUGGAUGUUGAGACUUGAUAAAAUUUCAGUAACCGUAAAAUGAAAGAAAUGUUUAAGCAACUCUUUUUUUCAGUUUCAACCAGGUAGAACUUAACAACUCUUUGAGUGAUUCAAACAAGGGGGUGAAUUAAACGCCUAAAAAUUGUGUUGCCUUCUUGUAUCCUAUACUUAUUUAAAUAUGAUGAUAGAUAGAAAAUUCUUAGACAUACAUGUUACCCUGAAAUCAAACUCCAUGAAUGCUGUACAUGAGUUGACAGAUUGACUCACGCUUUCCACAAAACACUGGUGUUGUUAGGUUGUCGUCAAGAGUAAAAAGGGAAUUUGGUAUACCUAUAUACGAAGCAUACGAAAAUUCUAAAAGCAAUUCAAAUCACCAUUAAAUACGGAAGUACUUUAGCUUUUACUUGAGAAAGCACGAUUUUAAUAGUUACUCUCCCAUGACUACUUUCGACGAGCGGACAACACCAGCAACAACGAAAAUUCACAGUAAUUUUUAUUAUCUUCUUUACAUAAGUUAAAAUUUGUCCUUUGAUGGCUUCUUUAAUUUCUCGC